Messenger RNA from Anopheles moucheti, 2541 nucleotides. Its product is annotated as arginine/serine-rich coiled-coil protein 2-like. The coding region runs from base 595 to 2409 and encodes 604 amino acids. The transcript has 5 exons. Lineage: Eukaryota; Metazoa; Arthropoda; Insecta; Diptera; Culicidae. The record is from RefSeq and is a predicted model, not a curated record.
CAUAUGCCACAAAAUUCCUCAAACACACACAAACACCCACUCAAAAGAACGUUCCAAGAGCAACAUCCGGUGCGUCCUCCGUCAGGCCAACCUCCUUCCGCCGCAAGCGGUCUCAACCGAACCUUCGGCACCGAAAACUUCUUCUGCCGCAGGGAGCGCGUAAGCUUUCCCUGGAGGAUGGUUUUCGGUUCGCUCUGGAAACGCGGUGUCAUCUGGUAGUCAUCAGUAAUAUCAGUGCUGCCAGUGCUUCCACGUCCUAGCAGAGUAGCGUGACCCCACCCCAUUCAGGUGUUGUCGAUGUCUGAAAGAGACAUAGGGACCGAUUUCGGGAACACUCAUAGUAGCAAAACAUUCAGCACCUCAGUCCGCUGUGAGUAAGAUGCAUUGCUGUCCCAAUUUACAAAGAAUGUACAAACAAAUCUUUAAUCAUACAUUCCGAGCCUUGGCGCCCGAUCGCCAACACUCGCGCCGUAAAUGUUGCUAGUGAACUAUGGAAAAGAAGGAUUGAAUAUGGACUGUUUCUCAUAACGUUCACAAUACUGCAAACAAUAUGCUCGCCAAGACCCCCUCCGUGACGUGACGCAUUAGUUUAGAAUGGCUCCAUUCAAUGCGUCACUGAAUUCAUCCUCACCGGACGAUCGCCAUGGUUCGCGAUCCUCGUCCCGUUCGUCCUCAACGGACGGUUCCGAGUCCAAGUCUCGAUCCCGCAGCCCUUCACCUAAAGCAGCGCGAACUAAAAGCAUUAAAAAUGGCGCAGAUGGGACGACAAAAUCUGGUACUCCGAAAGCAUCUUCUGCGAAUAAGGAUAGCAAAGAUAGACAAUCGAAAUCUCCGCCUGAUCAUCAACGUCGUACAGGUUCUGCUACGCUCGCUGGUACUGGCAGUAGCAAUAGCAAGAUUGCAGUAAAAGCCAACCAAAAGGAUAGGAGAAAAUACUCCCCACCGAGGCAAGAUGCAAGCAAACGAGAUCGUAGCACUUCCCGCGAUCGUGAUCGUAAAUAUCGGGAUAAGGGGCGUGAUCGCACGCGAGAUCGCGAACGUGAGCAGCGCAAUCGGGAUCGUGAGCGCGAUCGUGAACGCGAACGCGAUCGCGAUCGGGAACGAGAACGAGAAAAGAAUCGACAGAAGGAUCGUGAGCGUAAUCGCGAUCGUGAACGGGACAGAGACCGGGAACGUGAUAGAUCUCGCGAGCGUAAUCGUUAUGAUCGCGGCGACCGUGGCGCAGGACGGGAUUCGCGUGGUGAUUACCGAGAUCAGCGUCGAGGAGGAAAUUGGAGCAAAUCUAAUGAUCGAGACAAUAGUAGACGGGACACUCGCGGUUACGAUCGAAAGGAUGAUCGAAGGGAUAAGCGUAGUGGCCGGGAUUACGAGAAGAAAGACCAUCGUAAGAAUCGCCGCUCAAAUUCACGCGAAUCACGAAACCGCAAACGAUCGUCGAGAACGCGCGACUCACGUUCUCGUUCGCGUUCCCGAUCGCGAUCAUGUAGCAAGUCAUCACCAUCGCGUGCCAGUCAACAACAAACACCGUCACAAGCUUCCCACGCCGGUGGUUUACUUCCGACACCAACCAGAUUUACGCAAAGCACCAUCUCUCCCACAAAACCACCUUCGCUGUUACCCACGCCGCCUGCCUCCCAGUCACUGCUGGGAGCGAUUCCUUCUACUGCAGGCAUACCGUCACUGAUGAGCAUCCCAACGAUACCACCAAUUGGUUCGCUAAUUCCUCCGGCCGUUGCCGCCAAACUGAACCUCUCGAACGAUUCGAAGCCCGGCCAGGUGGGUCUAUCACCGCUGGCAUCACCCGCUCAAGAUCCAGCAGUUCAGGCUAACCUGCUACUGUCCCGUAGCGCACUGCUGCGUAACAAUGCUAAAGCGGCCCAGCUGGAAAAGAUGGGCAUUGAUGUGUUGCAGCAGAAUCAGAAAGCAGUGGACAGUGUACCGCUUCCUUCGUACUACAAUCCGGGCGUCGUUAAUCCGGUCCGGUACGCCGAUCAGGUGCAGAAGCGCAAAUUGCUCUGGAGCCACAAAACUACCGAAAGUAAGGAAGUAUCCUCCAACAUUAGCAAAUGGGAGCAGGCCAAGUUUGCGCAGGACACAGACGGACGGGUAGCGUCUAAAUUUCUUCGGCUGAUGGGCGUGAAGGAUUCGGUACCAAAGGCUGGCGAAGAACAAGAAUCACCAGUACCAGCUGGUGCUCCCACAUCAUCAUCGCUAUCGGCAAAGGUAAGCUCCAGUUCCGGAAUGGCAGGGACCGGCGCUUCGAAUGGUGGUAAAUCGACGGGAGAUAGUAUUAAGAAGCAGGAAGAGCUCUUCUCAACGAUGGAGCAACAGUACGAGGUAGCUCGACAGGUGACACAUACAAUGCGUGGCGUGGGUCUUGGCUUUAGCUCCCAGGCUCGUCAGUUCUAAUUUUCUGAGACCAUUGCAGCGUGUCCGGUCGGUGUGUUUUCGGUAGCCAUUAGCUGUAUAGUUUAGCGGACAUAGUUCCUCGUGGGGGGACAUACGCAGCUAAAGCAUCAUAAAUGAAUAAACGUGAAGCCU